AUGGAAACAGGAUUGGGCAGUGCCCACUUGGCUGGCAUUCUUGCUCUGAGUAGACCAAGGGUUCUAGGCAGAAGGCUGCUGAGCGGAGGAGAGGCUGAUCCUGUGGCCGGCCUGGGCGACAGCUUAGAGAUGUCAGAGGGGUCUUCUCCACUCUUGGGGCCAUACCCACGCUGCCUGUGGCUCCGGGUACCAGGCAUCUAUGAAGAUGAGCACGGGAGGACCUGGGUGGCCUUUGUACGCAGAGUGAGCUUCUCCAACCAGUUUAUCAAAAGGAUCAAUUGGGUGCCAAAGGUGCCCGGGGAACGCCCAAUGAACAGAUUAAUUGUAUCCUUGUGGAAGAUUCCUAUUCGUCUCCAAGCUCCACAGGGCAUGGUCAAUCCAGUAGUGGCCACACUGCCCAGGAUGUGGCACUUGCACCCUGAGAGAAGGUACCUGGCCACCGAUUCCAGAUUCUGGGAGAUUUUGGACUACUACCAGAUGGGCUUCAGGGAGCAGCUGACCAUGGGCCUGAUGACAGAAGACCAGUGA
Molecule: messenger RNA, 528 nt
Organism: Suncus etruscus (white-toothed pygmy shrew)
Lineage: Eukaryota; Metazoa; Chordata; Mammalia; Eulipotyphla; Soricidae
Product: T-cell leukemia/lymphoma protein 1B-like
Exons: 5
Coding region: 1-528 (175 amino acids)
Biological process (GO): positive regulation of peptidyl-serine phosphorylation
Molecular function (GO): protein serine/threonine kinase activator activity
Source: RefSeq, a predicted model, not a curated record